UCUCUGAGUCUGAUGGCUGUACCUUGGAUGACAGGGUUCUAUUCUAAAGAUCUCAUUCUGGAAGUAGCUUAUGGACAAUAUCAAUUUUCAGGCCAUGUCGCUUAUUGGCUAGGUACAAUUUCUGCAUGUCUUACUGCAUUCUACAGUCUACGUCUCAUUUCUCUGACAUUUAUGACAUAUCCUAAUGCAAGUAAAUCGGUUUACCUGCAUACACAUGAUGCUCCUGUUAUUGUAAUGAUCCCUCUAGUAAUUCUAUCACUAUUUGCAAUUUUCUUUGGGUUUAUCGCCAAAGAUCUGUUUGUAGGAAUGGGAUCAGAUUUCUCUUCAUCUGUUCUAUUUACUCAUCCCUCACGUAUUAGUCUAAUUGAGGCAGAAUUUGGUCUACCUCAAAUUAUUAAACUACUUCCUGCUAUUGGUACUUUUGCGGGUGCAGGACUAGCACUGUACCUAUACCAUGUGCAACAAGUGUUUACAAUUCAACUAACGGAUUCGGUAUUUGGACGAUCUCUCUAUAAAUUCUUUAAUGGUAAAUAUUAUAUUGAUGUGGUUUAUAACCAUUAUAUUAUGUAUAAAGGACUAAAUCUAGGUUACACUAUUUCAAAAACACUUGAUCGAGGUAUUAUUGAGCUCCUAGGUCCUCAAGGACUAAGUACUUCAUUUACUUCAAGUAGCAAAUCAAUUGCUAAAUAUGAUACAGGAAACCUGACAGAUUAUGCACUAUACAUGGGUGUUGCGCUUGUAUCACUUACAUGUCUCAUUCUGACUCCUCUCCUACUAAACAUCAAUGUAUAUGGAGUGGAACUCCUUAUUGUCCUAUCUAUUGGACUUGUUGUAGUGAAUACUACAAAAGACUAUACUUCGACACAACCACAAACUCUUGAAAAUUCUCCUUAG
Molecule: messenger RNA, 894 nt
Organism: Ceraceosorus guamensis
Lineage: Eukaryota; Fungi; Basidiomycota; Exobasidiomycetes; Ceraceosorales; Ceraceosoraceae
Exons: 1
Biological process (GO): ATP synthesis coupled electron transport; electron transport coupled proton transport
Molecular function (GO): NADH dehydrogenase (ubiquinone) activity
Source: RefSeq, a predicted model, not a curated record